AUGAUUAACGAUAGACAACAUCGACCAGUAGUUAAGAAACUUCAACGUCGUCAUCGAUCUUUGAAAAAUAAACAACAUGAGUUAAGUACAAUUGGAUCUCAAUCUAGCACUAUAAUUCAUACAUCCAUUCGACAAAUAAAUAAAGAUCCUCUUACAGAUAAAAGCUCGUUAAAAUAUCAUAACAGUAUACAUCCAGUAUCAGCUUUUACUUCUCAUCAAAUUGAAAAAUUGUCUCGAACUGAAUACUCUAUUGAACAAUCAAUAAAACCAAGACGUUCUAUGAGUCUAACUAGUCUUCGACAAGAUUAUGAAUCUGUUUCACAAUUAAGUCAGAACAAAUGGAGAUAUGAUCAUUCAAAUCGAGUUACACCACAAUUUGAUGCUCAUUCAACGAAAACAGUUAAUAGUUUAAAAUUGAUAGACACUAAAUCAUUAUAUUCAUCAUCUAAUCGUUUUGAUGUCACAAAAGACCAUCACCGUCAUCCAAAUGAAAAGAAAAAGAAAAAAUGUUCACCUUUAUGUAUACUUUUGUCACUGAUAAUUGGUUUGUUAUUGUUAAUAACUGUUAUUAUAGUUCCUACGAUAAUUCUAACAAAGUCAAAAACAACAAAAAUUAAACCUACUAACGCUGUAUUACGUUGGAAUCCAGUUGGCACCACGGUUGCAGGAAUUACGGGACUACCUGGUGCUGCUGCUGAUCGUUUAACUAAUCCAUUUACUUUAGCAAUCGAUUAUGAUAAUACACUUUAUAUUACCGAUAACGGAUGUAAUAGGGUUCAAUCCUGGCUUAGAGGAGCAUCGAACGGAUCAACGGUUGCCGGAAAUACAAAUUGUACACCGGGUGUAGGUUUAAAUCAGUUGACCCAACCUGCUGGUAUUAUCGUUGAUUCAAAUAGUAAUCUCUACAUAGUAGAUGCCGCUAAUUCAAGAGUUCUUUUUUGGCCUAAAAAUGCUAUUUCAGGAACAUUAAUCGCUGGCACUGGUACUGCUGGUACUACAAACAAUGCAUUGCAAAUACCAUGUGGAAUUUCACGAGACCCGAUUUCAGAUACACUUUAUAUAUCAGAUUAUGACAAUCACAGGAUAAUGAGCUACCUGUCAAAUGCAACUUUUGGAACUGUAGUUGCUGGUGGGAAUGGUGGUGGUAAAAAUAAUACACAAUUAUAUUAUCCUGCAACUGUUUAUUUCGACGCAUUAUCGAAUAGUCUAAUCAUUGAUAAUUAUUUAGCGAACAAUAUUGUUCGAUGGACAAUAGGUGAUAGUAAGUGGACGUUACUUGCUGGUAGUUUAAAUUCAUUAGCUGGUACUACGUCUACACUUCUUCAUUAUCCUAUUGGAACGACACUUGAUCCAAUGGGAAACAUGUAUGUUGCAGAUACAUUUAAUCAUAGAAUUCAAUUCUAUCCAUCAAAUCAAUCGAUUGCUUCAACGAUUGCCGGUGUCACCAACUCACAAGGUUCCAAUGCUACUCAUCUGUAUAAUCCAUAUGGUUUAGCAUUGGAUAGUCAACUUAAUUUAUAUGUAGCUGAUACCAAUAACAAUCGCAUUCAAAAAUUCGUACGCUAUUAA
Molecule: messenger RNA, 1569 nt
Organism: Adineta steineri
Lineage: Eukaryota; Metazoa; Rotifera; Eurotatoria; Adinetida; Adinetidae
Source: the annotation of a GenBank genome assembly